Messenger RNA from Drosophila subobscura, 671 nucleotides. RefSeq lists its product as uncharacterized. Lineage: Eukaryota; Metazoa; Arthropoda; Insecta; Diptera; Drosophilidae. The transcript has a single exon. The record is from RefSeq and is a predicted model, not a curated record. The coding region runs from base 159 to 641 and encodes 160 amino acids.
CACCAGGGCUAACUUAUGGCAUUGUUGUUACAACUGUAUCGCUGUAAUUUGUAGCGCGCAAUGAAGCAUUUCCCUUGAUUUUGCGGCAUCUUUACUCGCCUCGUUAGUGGCCAACAAACGACAGCAGACAUGACAACACCAGCCAUGACUCUGGGACCAUGCGAACUACGGACGAGAGCUCCAUAGCUGGCUCACUGGCUCACUGGCUGGUUGGCUGGAUGGCUGGCAACGUGACAACGUAUAGGACAUACCCUGAUUUAAUUGACAGGAACAUAAAUAUUAGCGAAUAUCUUGACAAAACUCGCCUUGGCUCUGCUUUCUUUGGGAUUCUCUCAGUGUGUGUGUUUGUGUUUGGCAUCUGGUCUGGUCCCUGGUUUGGUCUCGCUUGGGUAUCGUAUGUGACUGUUGCCAGGAUUUGCCGGCUGCUCCAGGAUGUCUCGGGUUGUGUCGGGAAUGUGCACCAGAGCUCUGGGUUCUGGCUCACAGUCCUGGUUGGCAUCCGGAUGCGCAGCUCGUUAAGCUGUCGCCCCAUGGACGUAGGACGAGCAGCAGAACCAAGCAAACCAAGACUCAGACUAGCACCAAAACCAAAGACAUACAGGGAUAACGACAAGUGGACACGUUUAUUGCGCUCAUCUUAACGCGCAUUUUACAACCGGGUGUUUUUAUUU